CAUAUGGAGAUUUGGGAGUAUAAAUAGAGGGAGAGGAGAGAGAGUUGAGCACAGAUCUCAUCUGAUCCUAACGGAGAACUGAACACAAGACACACAGCCAUGGCACCAACAAUCACUGGAUCAGUCAUCAGCAGAGAACAACUUCCACUCACAAACAAGCUGAGAAAGCCCAUAGUGGAGAAGAUGCGCAGAGAACGAAUCAACAGCAGCAUUGAGAAGCUCAAGUCUCUUCUGGGUCAAGAGUUCCUAAAGCAACAGCCCGACUCCAGACAGGAGAAAGCUGAUAAGCACUUCCUGAACACGCAGCUCUGCACAGAGAACAACACACGAGUGCCGCCUCAGAUCAGUUCACCAGCCGCACAGAGCAGCAGCAAAGAGCAAACUCUGGCGCUCUGGAGACCCUGGUAGAGCCACCAGGACCCGUGUGAUUUAUCAGACAGAAUUCAUAAUGCCAGUCUGAGAUUGGCAUGGACUGAAAUUCUAAUGUAGGAAUUGAUUUCCGCCUCUGAUGCUUAUGCAGCACCUUUAAUCUGCUUUCAGAGAAAGUGUGUGUUUCAUUGUUUCAUUGAUUAAUACAUUUGUGAACAUUCAGAUUUAAAGAAACGUUAAAGUCUGAUUCAGACGUUUGAGCUCUUGUAGCUCUUUCACCCAUAUUGGGUUUAUUCUUUCACUGCUUUCAUUUACUGAAACUUUUUGUUAUAUUUCUGUUGUUUGAAACAGAUCUAAUGCUUCUCUUAUUAUAUAAGAAAUAUUUCUUCAUUUGAAGGAUAUUGUGUGUUGAAAGCACAAAUGAUUGUUUUUAAUGUUUGCAUGUGUUUACAUGAAUGAGACGUUUCCCUGUAAAGGGCAUUUGUUUAUCAUCACUGUUAGUGAUUUCAAUUUGUCUUUUAGGCAAAAUCAAGUUUUUACCUUCUGUGAAGGCGUCCUCUGUUGAUUACUUCAUACUU
Messenger RNA from Carassius gibelio (silver crucian carp), 947 nucleotides. Its product is annotated as transcription factor HES-5-like. Bases 100 to 408 code for a protein of 102 amino acids. The record is from RefSeq and is a predicted model, not a curated record. Gene Ontology annotation, molecular function: protein dimerization activity. Lineage: Eukaryota; Metazoa; Chordata; Actinopteri; Cypriniformes; Cyprinidae. The transcript has 2 exons.